This is a messenger RNA of Harpegnathos saltator (Jerdon's jumping ant), 4588 nucleotides long. RefSeq lists its product as uncharacterized. The record is from RefSeq and is a predicted model, not a curated record. Bases 84 to 4166 code for a protein of 1360 amino acids. Gene Ontology annotation, molecular function: intracellularly cyclic nucleotide-activated monoatomic cation channel activity; protein-containing complex binding. The transcript has 8 exons. Lineage: Eukaryota; Metazoa; Arthropoda; Insecta; Hymenoptera; Formicidae. Gene Ontology annotation, cellular component: membrane. Gene Ontology annotation, biological process: transmembrane transport; monoatomic ion transport.
AUCGGGGGGAGAAGGAGGAGGGUCAGGGAGAGGGUGGUCUGGCGCCGUCCUCAGCGGGCUGCAGCGGUGCUUCCGGUUCGAGGAUGGGCCCCGGGCCCGACUCUGGCAGCAGCGCUCCUUCUUCGGUACCCCAGUCGUUGGCUACCUCAAGGGACGACGAGGACGACGAGGACGAGGAAAGCAGCGGUAGACGGUCCAAUGGCCACGGAGGUUCGAGGUCGUCAGAGAUCUACCGUCGACGACGCGCUUCUUCGUGCCAAGAACAAUCCUUCGAAACGAAGGCGACCGCCGGUCCAACACUCGCAGCUACAUCGACCACUUCGGAAUCGCUGGAGAGCUACGGCCUCGAUACAGAGAUACCCGCCGCAGCCCGGAGACCCCGUAGCACGAGGGGCUCGCAAAAAUGGAGUAACGUACGCGCGGUCAUGGCGUUAUAUUCCUCUCUACGCAAAAUCAAGAGAACGAAGAGCAAUCAGCGGUGGAUGAAACUGCGGACGACGGUGCAGCUGUCCUCGGCGAUCUCCACGAUACAGAAGAAGCCGCCGCUCAAGCGCGAGGACUCGUUUCUCAAGAGGUUCUCCACCAGGCAGAUACCGGAGAGUCAGGAGACCCUCGACACCGGCGAAGGCGAAGGCGACGCGACCGACGACAAGGAGGCCGGCGGCCGGCGGCGCAGGAGGCCCCGCAAGCCCCAGAAGCCGCCCAAGACCGUAGUGAAUCCGGACGAGAACUUCUACUAUUACUGGCUGAUGCUGCUGUCGGCCUGUGUGCUCUACAACUUGUGGACGCUGAUCGUGCGGCAGAGCCUGCCGGAGCUGCAGGCGCUGGCGCCGGCGGCCUGGCUCGCCUGCGACGGCUUCACCGACCUCGUGUUCUUCCUCGACGUGGCGGUGCAGUUUCGCACCGGCUACCUCGAGCAGGGCCUGAUGGUGUACAACAGCCGGAAACUCGCCGGCCACUACCUCAAGUCCAAGUCGUUCGUGCUCGACCUGCUGGCGCUGCUGCCGCUCGACCUGCUGCAGAUGAACCUCGGCAGCAAUCCGAUGCUGAGGUUCCCGCGCUUCCUCAAGAUCUACCGCGUGUACAAUUACUACUACAUGGUGGAGUCGCGCACCGUCUACCCGAACCUCUGGCGCGUGCUGAACCUCAUUCACAUACUGCUCAUACUGGCGCACUGGUUCGGCUGCUUUUACUACCUGCUGAGCGAGACCGAGGGCUUUCAGGGCGACUGGGUGUACCCGUACCGGCCCGGCGAGUACGCCACCUUGACCAGGAAGUACCUGGGCUCCCUCUACUGGUCCACCCUGACGUUGACGACGAUCGGCGAUCUGCCCACGCCGGAGACCAACGCCGAGUACGUCUUCACGAUAGUCAGCUACUUGAUCGGCGUCUUCAUAUUCGCGACCAUCGUCGGCCAGGUCGGCAACGUCAUCACCAACAGGAACGCGAAUCGCCUCGAGUUCGAGCGGCUCUUGGACGGCGCCAAGACCUACAUGAGGCACCACAAGGUGCCCGGCGGUAUGAAACGGCGGGUGCUCAGAUGGUACGACUACAGCUGGUCGCGCGGCAGAAUUCAGGGCGGCGGUGACAUCAACACCGCUCUCGGUCUACUACCGGACAAGCUCAAGACCGAGCUGGCGUUACACGUGAAUCUCUCGGUGCUGAAGAAGGUCACCAUUUUCCAGGAGUGCCAGCCGGAAUUUUUGCACGAUCUCGUCCUGAAGAUGAAGGCCUACAUUUUCACCCCCGGUGAUUCGAUAUGUCGGAAGGGCGAGGUCGCCCGUGAGAUGUUCAUAAUAGCCGACGGUAUUCUGGAGGUGAUCAGCGAAACUGGUAGAGUUCUUACGACAAUGAAGGCCGGAGACUUUUUCGGCGAGAUUGGUAUACUCAAUCUGGACGGAUUGAAUAAACGCACAGCCGACGUUCGCUCGGUGGGUUACUCCGAGCUAUUUAGUCUUUCGCGGGAGGACGUUCUGGCCGCGAUGAAGGACUACCCAGAGGCGCAGGAGAUCCUGCAGAACCUCGGGCGAAAGCGGCUGAUGGAGGCGCAGCGGGUAGCCCGGGCGGCGCGCCGGCCUACAUCUCCUGGCCACGACUCGUCCGACAACAGCACCGGCAAGCGGAUCGUCGACAAGCUGAAGAGCGACGUGAAGGGUCUAAAGAACGUGCUGAGGAAGAGCAGACGCAACACCAGGCCCGAGGAGAGCCUGGAGCUCCAGCCGUUGGCGCCCAAGUUUCCAACGCUGAAGAGGCAGCAGAAGAUCGACGAGAGUCAGGAUCUCUGCCUGCCGAACAGUCAAGAACCGCCAGUGUCGCCGUUGGGGGCCGGCCUGCCUCUGCUGUCUAGGCUCAGGCUGCUGAAGGAGAAGGAGGAGCGGGAGGAGCGGCGGAACCUGAUGGACAUGUCGAGUCAUGCGGCCGAGCCGCAACCGCCGCCACCCGAGUCCUUGAACCCUACCAACCCGAACCUGCCGUUCUUGCAGAGGAUACUUCUGCUGAAGGCGAAAAACGAGCAGGAGGCCCAAGCGGAGAAGGAAACACUCACGAAGGAACCGUUGCUGCCGAAGAACACGAUCCCCGAGGAGACCUCGCAGAUCGAAGAGGAGCAGUCGUCGUCGGGUAGCCAAGCCGUCGCGACCAUCACCUCGGAGACGGAGACGCGAGCGCCGCUGAUGCACGCCAAGAAGCCUUGGGCGAUGCUAAAGAACUCGCUCAUCAAAAAUAACUCGCCGCAGAAGAGUCCGCCGACCAGAAAGCUGCAGCAGACCAAGAUGUACGCUUCCGUAGACGACCUGUCGCCGGAGUACUGCGGCUUGCCGUUCGUCAAGAAGCUCAAGAUCCUCAACGAGAGGCAGAAGUUGGCCGAGCUGGAGAAGGCGGUGAGGAGCUCGUCCCUCGACUGCGGCGAGAACGCUGAGCCCGAGUUUGACGGCAACCUCACGAGGAGCCACUCGGAGGCCUGCGCCAUCGAGUACGCCAGGAAGCUGGCCAAGUUCAAUCAGGAUCGGCAAGCAUCCGCGAGGAUAUCGUCAGUGGAGCAGCUGUCGCCGGAGAACGAGACGCUGGAAAGGCGGAACUUGAAGAGUAUCCUGAAGAAGCUGUCGGCCAGCAGUCGAACCGGCAGCUCCGAGACCUCGGCGACCAGCACGCCGGAUCGCGAGGCCGCCACCGCCGAGCUGAAGAGGCUGAUGAGAGCGCCGACGAUCGAAGGCUACGCCGCGCGGCACUCCAAGCUGUCCAAGAGCGUAACCUUCAACAAAUACACGCUGCAGAGUCCGCCGUCCGAGCAGGCCACCCCGCAGCCCAACUACCCGCUGUCCGAGCCCCAGGAUCAGCCGCCACUGCCGCCGCCCAAUAAACUCAGUUUCCGUCCUGUGGGCAAUGUCGGCGUCCUGCAAAUGGUGCCACGGCCGAGGGAGGAGGAGUGCCUGGGCGAACUGCUCUCAGGAAUCAGCGAGGUCAUUAAGGCGGGCCUGGAGAAUAUGCAAAUUAAGUUCGAGCAGCAGUUCACGUCUCUGGAGCUGGAGGUCCGCAAGCGCGAUGAGAUAAUAUCGCAGCUACAGACGCGGAUCCAGGAACUGGAGCGACGGGAGUCGCACGACGGCGACGACUUCGGCGGCGACAGCACCGAACACGACGCCUCGUUGGAGGAGGACCUGGACGACGACCGUGAGGAUCACCCUUUCAUGCGGGACAGCUCCGUGGACACCGUGCUGACCACUCGGUCGCACGAUCGCCGCUCAUCUUCGUCCCUGGGCUCGAGCUCACGCAGCAGAAGGUCGUGGGAAGAACAUUCGGAGAGAGAGACGUUAGAGCUGCAGGAACUGCCGAACUCGAUAGUGCCGCAGAGACUGCUGUCAUCACGGGAGGACGUAGCGAUCGACCUGGAGUCAAACAGCGACAGCAGAUCGGAUGAGGAAUUUGACGUCCGACAGUGUCGUAAGGGCGAUAGCGACGAGGGCGACGAGGAGGACGAUGAGGCGGCGGAGGAGGAGGACGAUGAGGACGAAGACGAGGACGACGAUGACGAUGACGACGACGACGAUGACGACGACGAUAAAAUCGUGCGGCAAGACGGAUACAACAAUUGGGAGGUCGCCCUGUUGGCGAAGCAGCUCGAGGCGAGGAGAAAGAGCGGCGACAAUGCCGGUAGCCCGGGUUCCUAGCGCAUUAACGAGAUUCUAGAAAUACUGUGUUACCUCACGAACACGAUACGCUCCGACAGUUGGUGCAAUCCGCUGGCUGGGCACGGUAGUGCAGCUUUUUGCGAACACGAUCAUCGCCCGCCAUCGUAUUCGCAGUUAGACUUCGAUAGUAUGACUAGUCGUAGCGAGACUAUGAUGUAGUCUGGUCGCAGGGUAUGCCUAGUAGAGAGCAGACGUGCGGCCGUUGAUAUCGGAUACUUCUUUUCGGUAUCUCAAUGUUGAAAACAGAAUUUCGCGAGUUUUUACAGAGUAACGUUACAGAGAACCUUUCACUACUACUAUUACUACUACUACCACUAUUACUAUUAUCACCACUACUACUACUACUGCUACCACCACCACUACUAUUACUACUACUAUCAUUACUACUAAUACUGACAUUA